Molecule: messenger RNA, 6842 nt
Organism: Contarinia nasturtii (swede midge)
Lineage: Eukaryota; Metazoa; Arthropoda; Insecta; Diptera; Cecidomyiidae
Product: PHD and RING finger domain-containing protein 1
Exons: 8
Coding region: 188-6061 (1957 amino acids)
Source: RefSeq, a predicted model, not a curated record
UUAGACAAAAGAUAUUCACUCUUCGUAUAUCAUUCGCUUGCAAAAAAAAUCUACACUAAUUAUACUCGCGACAAAUAGAUAAAUUAAGUUGUUUACUCAUUUUAAAAGAUUCCAGUAGUUUUGAUGUAAGCAAUUACACAAAAAUCAGUUGAAAUUAAAUAGUCAGCGGGUGAGUUUAAUUGACAAAAUGUCUGACUCGGAAAGUGAAUCGGAAAAAGAGAAAAACCAUCGUACGAAGAAGAGCGUCGUUGUUAAAUUUCAAUUUGAGGACAGUAGCAGCGCUGGUAGCGAUAGUGAUGAAGCUGGUCCAUCAAAUCGGAUACAGAGACCAACACGAAUCAAGAAAACAAUUCAAGCGACCAGUGAUGAUUGUUCCAGUGAUAGUGAUGCUCCAUUAAAUUUGAUGCAACGAAAAAUGGGAAAAAAAUUUAAAGCUCAAAAUUGUAUCGAUGAAAGUGAUGAAUCGACAGACGAUUCGUGGAGUCCCGUUAAAAAUCAACCAUCCACAUCAUCGUCAAUGCCACAUAAAACCGAAAGUGUUAAGCAAUCUACUUUGAGUGAGAGUUCCGAUACAGACAGUAGUUGUGAUUUAAUGGAAAAAUGUCCGAUUUGCUUGCAUGCAUUUCGUGACCAAGAAAUCGGCACACCAAAUGUUUGUGAUCACAGUUUUUGUGCACCGUGCAUUGAUGAAUGGUCCAGCAAUGUACAAACAUGUCCAAUUGAUCGAAAACCAUUCACAACCAUUCGCAUUCGUUCGCGAUACGAUGAUGGUGUUUUUGUACGCGAAGAUGCCGUAAUGGCAAAAACAGCCGAAACAAAAGAAAAUGAAAUGGAUGUUACCCACUGUGAAAUAUGCAAUCAAUCGGAUCGUGAAGAUAUUAUGUUAUUAUGUGAUGGAUGUGAUGCUGGCUAUCAUAUGGAUUGCUUGAUACCACCACUCACCGAAAUACCCGAUGGUUCUUGGUAUUGUGAUAAUUGUUUUGCCAGCGAAGUAACCGACGAUGAUAUUCCUGAUGUAUUGGCCGAAAUGGAAUCAUUUGUGGCACCAACAACGCGACUUAGAGUUCGUGAAGAGGUUGUACCACGCAUUACACGAACUAGACAAAGUGAACGUAUUCGAACAACCAUUCGAAAUCGUCGCCAAGAAAAUCAUGUUAAUGUUGAAUCUGUUUGGGAUCUUUCAAUGCCAGGCCCAUCUCGUAGCACUGAAACAAUUACAACCACGACAACAACAGUGACAUCUACAACAACCAAGAAAGGAAAAUCAAAGGUGGUGAAGAAGAAAGUGCAAAAGCGACGCCGUAAAGUGCAGCGUAGACGUCGAACAUACGUAGUUGAAUACGAUGUUGAUGAAUAUAAUAAUAAAUUUGGUAUUAAAACUGCCAAACGUGUUAUUAAGAAGCGUCGUCGCAAAACGAAAAAAUCCCGAAAGAAGUCCGGCGUGAAGUGUUCACGACGAAAUCAGGGCCAAGAUUCACAAAAUGUCGUCGACACUAUUUUAAGUGGCAGCCUAACAAAAGGUCUUCGCAAAGAAUAUCCAAAAUUACAUUUGUUUGGAAAUAAAAAUGCUCUCGAUUACUUUUCGGGCAAUAGUGACGACGAUGAAGGAAUUGGAUCAUUAAAUAAUUCCAUUGAAACGGGUGAUGGCCUAUUGAUAAUGUCUAGAGCACGUCCGAAUAUUCAUCGGAAUUUGAUAAGACGCAAACAUGUUGGAAUUAAUUCAACAAUGGGGACCGGUGAUUCAGAGGGUGGCACUGAUAUUUUAUCAAAUAUCAUGGAUACUAUGAAUCGAUGGCACUCUAUGAGUCGACCGUCUACUAUUGAAAAAAUUAAAAUCAAUGCGGACGGCAGCUUGGAAUGUGGACAAAAAUCAAAUGAAACAUCCCACAAUACUGAACAACAACAACAACAACAACCAAAUGCUGAUAUUCUAAAUGCACCAAUGAAUCCAAGAAAUGACGGCGGUAGCAAUCGAAGUUUUAACAAUUCGAACGGUUAUCGAACAAAUAAUACCAAUCAAAAUACAGGACACUAUUCACAAAAUCAAUUUGGUGACAGAAAUGAACAGACAUCAUUUUCAUCGUUUCAACGUGCAGCCAACUUUGGUGAUGGCGGAGGUGGUGCCAUUACGAAUAACUUUCAACAAGACAAUUUGUCGCCGAGAAAUCGUUUACCAUUUCAACGACAAAGAAACACUAAUCAAAGAUUGCUACGGAAUCAAUUUCAACCGCAACCUCAGCCACAAGGCCUCUACGAUGGUGAAGAUAUUCCUCCAAUACCAGACAUGCCAACUCAAUCUGACAACGAUUUGAGUUCACGCUUAAAGAAUGCUCAACCAGACUCCGAUGGCAUUGUACAGGCCGAUCAAAAUUUACCAUUGACACAACCAGCGUCCAAUCAAAGUCCUGAUUGCGAAUCGAAUAAUAUUCAAGAUGCAAAUAAUGUGCAGAGCACAAGUGAAGUUUCAUCGUCGCACGAUCAACCGGUUUCAACUACAAGUGGCGUCUAUUCGGAUAGCGAUGAAGAUGAUGCGCCAGUUUUUAAGUAUUCAGCCGAAUCGAUGCAAGUGGUUAAAGAUGAUAAAGAGGAUUCACCGGAUAGUACGCCAAAUAAAAUUGAACAAAGCGUCGAUGAUAAUAUGGAAAACGAUGAAGAUUUGGUGCAACUUGAUGACGAUGAAAAUUUUGGUAAUGAAACUGGCAUAUCCGAAGAUCAAGCAAAUCAGACGCAAUUGGAAACGGCUGAAUCAAUUGAAUCACCCGUUGCUAGUCCCGAAACUACAGGAACUGAAUCGCCAAAAACGCCACCGUUGAAUAAUGAAUGCGAAAGUAAUGAGCCCACGAUGGGCAAAGAUAAAGAAAUGGAUGACAUUAGUGAGUCGGAAGAUCAGCCUGUUGAUAAAUCAGAGGUUCAGCCGAAUGCCGAUGAUGCCCAAGCAAAAACGAGCAACGACAAAAAUGAAAAUUCAAAUCUUGGCAUCGAAGGUAUGGACACUGAAAUGAUUUCUGAAGAUGAACAUGACCUUCAUGAUGAUCAAGUAUCAAAGGAACUUGAAGCCGACAAAGAGAACAACAAUCGAAAAUCCGAUCGUGAUGAUUCAUUCAAAAAGGUGAGCAAAAAUAACAAGGAAAGAAAUUAUCGCGAUAAAAAGGAGACGAAGAGACCCAACAAGACCAAAAGUCGUCGAUCCAGAUCGCGAAGCUCGUUUUCACGCUCGAAAUCAAGGUCAUCAAGAUCAAGGUCACCAAGGAGAAAUCGCGGUAGCGAUAGGCGAUCUCGUCGCAAAGACAAUAGAGAUAAAAAUCGAGAAAAACGACAAGAAAUGCAACGCUAUGAUGUGCGCGUAAUGAUGGCAGACAGACAACCAAGAUCGGCCAAAGACAGAUAUGGGCGCGAUACGUCACGUCCACCACGAAGUAUAACGCCACGAAGAGGCAAAUCUCGAUCCAUUUCACGUUCCAUUUCACCAAGUCAUCAAUCAGCGCGAAGACGUUCACCUUCCAGACAUCGCUCUCAUUCACGACGAAGACGGUCGCCAUCGCGCCGAAGCGCCAGCUUAAGACGUCGUCGUUCUGUAUCUAGAAAUCGUUAUUACACUUCCAGUAAAUCGCGUUCGAAUUCACGAGGCCGCAUAAUAAAUGGUCAAUCAUCAAAGUCUAAAUCUAGAUCUCGUUCAUAUUCACCGCGACCAGCCCACAGUGGCAUGUAUCACAUGCAUAGUGCAUAUUCAAGAAGUCGAAGCAGAGAUAAGAAAUCAAAGAAGAAAUCAAAUGACAAAAAGACGUUAAAAUAUCGUGCAAAGAAAAAAGUGACCGGACCGAAAAAAGUCUCACCAUUCCAUUCGCCAAAUCGUCGAGAUUUUUCGCCUGGUGAUCGUCGUCGUUUGUCACGUUCCAAAUCGUGGAAUGACAGAGGUUCAUGGAAUCGUAGCAUGAGUGAUGUGCCCAAUGAAGCUGAAUUAUCAUGGACACCACCAAUUGCACACGCACCAGAAAAUCUAACGGUCAUUUUGAAAAACAAAGAUAACAAACGAAAACGUGACAAAAGGCGAAAAACAGAAAAACGAAAAACUGAAUUAAUUCAACGUAAGGAGAAACGAAAACGAACCGAAAAACAAAAUUCACCAGCACUCCCAUCAAAAGAGGUGUUUGCAUCGGGCGAUAAUAUUUUGGUUAGCGUCAGUUUUAAUAAAGAUAAACCACAACAACAGCAACAAACGACAAUUGUUACAUUACCGCCAACAAAAGAACAACUACUAAAUAAAAAUAAGCCAAGAGAACGGGAUGUCAAUUCGAAGCGUUCACGUCGUAAUGGUAGAGAUGUGCCGCGAAAGCAUCGAAAGGUCGAUAUUAAACCAGUUGCAAUCAUCGAUUUAGAUAAUUCGCCAUUUAAAGAGGUAACACCAUCACCACGGGCCGUCAUUAUUCUUAGCGAUAGUGAUCACGAAAGUGAUAAAUUAAAUAAAACGUCAUCGCUUAACUAUUCAAUGACAUCAAAUGCAACCGAAAGUAUUUCAAAUGACAAACAUCAUUCGUCCAUCGAUGCGCGAGAAACGAAUAUUCGUGUAUCAUCGCCACCACAAUCACCCACGACUGAAUCUGCCUCAUUCGAACUACCAUUAGGUCCGAAAACGCCACCAGAACCAUCGCAUCUCGUUAAAUUUUCUAUUUCAACUAGUACAAAAACAAAAAUUGUUCGCACCGUUGUUAAUCCAUUGCACGACGACAACGACGAUGACGAUGAAGAGGAAGAUGCGAAUAGUGAAAAUAAAGAAACAAAUAAUGAAAAUGUGAUUUCAACAACGGACAAAGUUCAAAUCUCAAGUGUACAAGCACAACAAAAAGUUGGACCAAACACACCGCCCGGUGGACCAUGCUCACCAGAUGUAUAUGAUCCAUUUGAACCAACAAAAUCAGCAUCCCAAUCGCCAACCGAUUCAAUACAUGAUACCGUUGAUGAGGCACCAACAUCGGCAACCGAUGAUGGCAAAUCAACAAAAUCAGUUGAUUUAUCAAUGGCACUUAUCAAUUCGAAAGCCUCAAUGGAUGCAGCCAAUUCGUUGCUAUCAAGUACACUUGGCGGUGAAGAUAUGGAAACCGCUCUUCCGAAUGAUGAAUCGAAUGUGUCACCAUACAAAGAUAAACCGAUUGAUGAUGGUUUUCGUGAAAGUGCCGCAACAAAAUCGUCUGGUAUUCAUGUAUUCAGCAAUGUUCUAUUGACACCGGCUAAAGAUAGUUCACGUUUACAACCGCAACCGUCACAAUCUCGUACAUCUAAUUUAACUAUAACAAAUCUAUCGAAUAGCGCGUCCGUAUCAAAACAAUCGCCAUUGAAAUACACGUCGGGAAGUAUUAUAUCAAAAUUACCACUACCAAAAAUAGCAAAACCUCAACGCCACAAUGGCAACGAUGACAACAUGGACAUUGAAUCACCGUAUUCGCCCGGUUCAUCCGACUAUGAAGACUGGUUUGAACCACCACCAAACUCACCGCCAACACAUACAGGCGGCAAGCAUGGCUCACGUCAAACAACAAAAUCGUCGGGUGGCGGUGGCGGCGGCGGUGCUACAACUUCAACCAAUAAAGGUGAAAUAUUUGAUGACUUAUUCGGAAGCACGUCACCAAUCACCAAGAACAAAGCGGCCACAAAACGAAGACCAAGCAAACACAGUUCAUCAAUUAAAGAUUGGAUUGCAGUGAGUAAACAUUCGACACAAAUGGGCGGUUAUACGAAACUCAACGAGGAACAAUUACGCAUUCUUGACCUGGAUGUACCUAGCUCUGCUGUAGAACUACAAGCCAAAGAUAAGUUCUUAAGAAAACUUAAUCGUCAAGAGCGUGUCAUCGAAGAGGUAAAACUGGUAUUGAAGCCGCACUAUAACAAAAAACACAUCACCAAGGAUGAAUAUAAGGAAAUCAUGAGACGAGCAGUCCCAAAAAUUUGUCAUAAUCGUACGGGCGAAAUAAAUCCGAAGAAAAUCAAGAAAUUAAUUGAAGCCUAUGUGGGCAAAUUUCGCCAAAAGAGAAAAUUGCAACAAUCCACAAAUGUGGUAAUCAAAUGAAACACACAGUGAUUGUGCGAUCUUUCCGAAAUUAGAAAAUAGUUAGGUUUAUUGCUAAUAUCGCUUAAAAAUUGUUUUUUUUUUUUCUUUUUAUCAUCUUUCUAUAAAAAUUUGUUUACAUUUAAGUUUAUAUCCCCGUAUAUCAAAUUCAGCCCUUUGAAAGUCCAUUCGGCAUACAUUCGAUUGUGUGUAAAUUUUUGCAAUAGUUCAAGAGUUUCAUUUUUUUUUUGUUUAAAUUGUAUGACAUUGCGUUUGUUUAGUAGUUUUUUUUUAGCAAAAUAGACAAAUUAAAUGAGGUAAAGAGCAAACAUUUGUAUAUUGUAUACAAGGCAGCAGUAACAACAACAGAAAAGAAGUAUCCAAUAAUCGAGUCGAAGAGGCGAGAAUCUCAUGACACUUAUGAACAUUUAAUUCAAUCGCAACCUUUUUCAUAUGAGUCUCAUAUUAUGAGACGAGGACGAAAAAAUAACAAAUGAAGCAGUUUUAUUGAUUAAACAAUUUUAAAGCGAACGCAGAUUACUUGAGCUGUUUAUAAUAUAAUAAUAAAUUAAUUUAUCUAUAAAAAACAUAUGAUAUGUAUUUUUUUGAUAUCAAUCAGAAGAAGUAAAAUUCGACAUUCAUUGACAGUAAAUGUUAAUUUCAAACAUUAUUUAAUGGCAUCUGAAGCAACAAAAAUCAUUAUAUAAGUUUAGAAUUCUAUAGAACAAAUUUUAAAAUAAAAACCUUAAAUCAACUAAUCGAAUGCGAUAGUUAUUCAUUCAACACCGUUUUGGAACUGGAA